AUGGCAAGGUCCUUCGAGCUCGUCCUGCUUGCUCUUCUUGUUGCAGUAGCAAUGGCGUCUCCCCUGGCUCUCGCCUACGACCCGAGCCCUCUCCAGGACUUCUGCGUCGCCGACACCUCUUCUGAUGCAGUGUUCGUGAACGGGCACGUGUGCAAGGACCCGUCGCAAGUGACGGCCGGCGACUUCGCCUUCGCCGGCCUCCACGUCGCCGGCGACACGUCCAACGCGUUCGGCUCCAGGGUGACCCUCGUGGACGCGCGCGCGGUCCCGGGCCUCAACUCGCUGGGCGGCGUCUCGAUGGCGCGCCUCGACCUGGCCCCGGGCGGGCUCAACCCGCCGCACACGCACCCGCGCGCCGCCGAGGUGCUCACCGUCGUCGAGGGCGAGAUGCGCGCGGGCUUCCUCGCCGCCGACGGGACGCUCUUCGCCAGGGUGCUGUCCGUGGGCGACGCGUUCGUGUUCCCCAGGGGGCUCGUACACUUCGAGUUCAACUGCGGCGACCGACCCGCCGUGGGGAUCGCCGGCCUCAGCAGCCAGAACCCAGGGCUCGUCCGCGUCGCAGACUCGCUCUUCGGCGCCAACCCCGCCGUCGACGACGACGUGCUCGCCAAGGCGUUCAGGAUCGACGCGGCCACCUUGCAGAGGAUCAAGGCGCAGUUCGCUACGAAGAAGUAACGGACGAGCUAGUAAUUAAUUGUCU
Messenger RNA from Setaria italica (foxtail millet), 700 nucleotides. RefSeq names its product putative germin-like protein 2-1. The transcript has a single exon. The record is from RefSeq and is a predicted model, not a curated record. The coding region runs from base 1 to 675 and encodes 224 amino acids. Gene Ontology annotation, cellular component: cell wall. Lineage: Eukaryota; Viridiplantae; Streptophyta; Magnoliopsida; Poales; Poaceae. Gene Ontology annotation, molecular function: manganese ion binding.